Salvelinus sp. IW2-2015 is the source of this 1440-nucleotide messenger RNA. The record is from RefSeq and is a predicted model, not a curated record. NCBI's taxonomy places the organism in Eukaryota, Metazoa, Chordata, Actinopteri, Salmoniformes, Salmonidae.
AGAGAGAGAGAGAGAGAGAGAGAGAGAGAGAAAUGGACCGAGAGUGCAUCACACGAGGCGUCAGGAGGAGAUGAAUAGAUGUACCCCACCUACCCAACGGACCCAUGGACCUUUUUGAUCCAUCACCCCUGCAGCGAUUGGCUCUCCUGGUGUUUGUGGCAGGGCCUGGCGUCGGGACUGAGCUGCUCUGCCUUGUGGUACCAAGUGGAGGCGGAGAGACAGGGCGGGGCUGUGACCUGGAUCCAGCGCAGGCGGUUCUGUCAGAGGCACUACGUUGACCUGGCUGUCCUAAGCACCCAGGACCAGUACCAGUUCCUUCUGCAGACCAUGGCUGGUGAGAGGGACACCUUCUGGCUGGGUCUGCAGCCCCACACUGCCCCUGGUGGCUGGGGGUGGAAGUGGGUGGAUGGCCAGGGGCUGAGCUAUGAUCGCUGGUACAUAAAGAGUCCCGGACCUGGACUCUGUGGUUGUCUGGAGAGCAGCCUCAAAGGCGAGAAUAAACUGCUGGCGAGAUCCUGUGGCGAGACCGUGGAGCGACAUGGUUUCAUCUGCCAAGGCGCUGUACCCCCUGAGCGGCUAAAGGCGGAGUCUGAAGGGACUGAUCAUGUGACUGUGCAUUGGGACACGCCCCCUCUGAUGCAGACAGCUGAUCAUAGCUACAGAAUCACCACAUGUAGCUUCCAGCCUCACCCUCAUCUUUCUCUCCUCCACCCUUCUCUCCCUCCUCGCCACACCCCUCCUCUUUUCCUCUGUCCUUCCCGCCACCUCCCUCACCCCACCACCUCGUGUUGCCUACUCCACCUCCCCCGCUCCAACAGCUCCACCUCCCACUCCACCCGGAUCUCUGGCCUAACCCCGGGAACCCAGUACACCGUCAGCGUUGCCACAGUGAUCACUCGCCCAGAUCCUGUCACCGGUGACGACGUCACCACCGACAGUGACCCAGUCACGGUGACCGUCACAACAAUAGGUCUCUUCUCUCCACUAGGGGGCGAUGGUGGGCAGCAGCUGGUUGCCACGGUACUGAGUGUGGUUAAAUUCAUCUAUCUGGCUGUCUUGCUCUGCUUGCUUUACCUCAUCCUGAAGAGAAAUGCUGUCCAGGCUCCUGAACCUGAUCUGGAAUCAGUAGAACUCCCUACUGAAGAAGAAUACAUUUUAGACAUGAUUAAAACUGGUCCUAGAUCCGUUGAAUUCCCUUCUGGAGAAUGCAUUGUUGAGCUGCCACCUGAAGAAUAAUGUAUUGUCUGACUAAAACUGGUCCUAGAUCAGUGGUGCCCCCUCCUGGAGAAUGCAUUGUUGAGCUGCCACCUGAAGAAUACUGCAUUGUCUGACUAGAACUGGUCCUAGAUCAGUGGUGCCCCCUCCUGGAGAAUGCAUUGUUAAACUGCCACCUGACUAGAACUGGUCCUAGAUCAGAAAACAGCAGCUCUACCUGGCAAA